Messenger RNA from Theobroma cacao (cacao), 2668 nucleotides. RefSeq lists its product as uncharacterized. Gene Ontology annotation, molecular function: double-stranded DNA binding; nucleosomal DNA binding. Gene Ontology annotation, cellular component: nucleus; nucleolus; nucleosome. NCBI's taxonomy places the organism in Eukaryota, Viridiplantae, Streptophyta, Magnoliopsida, Malvales, Malvaceae. The record is from RefSeq and is a predicted model, not a curated record. Gene Ontology annotation, biological process: nucleosome assembly; negative regulation of DNA recombination; chromosome condensation.
GGUACGCAUGCAGUUGUUGAGUCUCACACUAAGGCCUGAAAGUUCACGGCGCUCCUAUCUUUUGUCUCUCGGCCAAGAGUGUAGUCUUUGGGAAAGCAAAAACCGCUGGAAAUGGCGGAAUCAGAUGCUGUUGUUGAUAAUCCCAUAAGCCCAGCAGCUGAGGGAAUGCUUAGUAAUAGAAAUAAAGCGGAAAUAAGCAGCAAGCUUAAAGACGCAAUUCUCGCACAACUUGCUGCUUCAAACCCCUCAAUGCCCAUUAGCCCCGACCUCAUCCAACUCCGCUUGCAGCAAUUCUUUCCAACUUUCCACACUCCCAUUCACCCUCCUUACUCUUUGAUGAUACAACAAGCAAUUUUGAAAUUAAAUAAUGAAGGUGGGUCAAGUGAGGAGGCAAUAUUGAGGUUUAUAGAGAAGGAGUAUGAGGGUUUGCCAUGGGGGCAUGCUAGUUUUUUGAGUCAUCAUUUGGAGAAGGUUUGUAGGAAUGGAGAUAUUUUAUGUGUUAAUGAUGGGCGGUUUAUACUCCAAGUGAAUGAUGGUGAUUUGGGGCAUGAGGAAGAGAAAAUGAGUCAUAUAUUGAACAUUACAAAUAGAGAUGGGAAGGAAGAUCAAACCUUUGUCCAAGUCAAGGGGAGAGAAGUUGAAGUUAUUGAUGGCUGGAGUGGGGUAAACUGUUAUCAAGCUGAAGAAUCUGAGGAUCAAUGUGAAGGCAAGAGACAGAGUGUUGAAGGAAAUGGGCAAAUUAAAGCAUGUGAACAGAGAAUUCUGGGAUUUGAAGAACAAAAGGAAGGCAGACAAGGAUUGAUUGAAGAGGUUCAAGAAGAAAGUCAAAACUUCAAUGGACAAAUUGAAGUGGCUGAAGAUGUCAAUGAAGCAAAAGCAAUGCCAGCUGAGGUGGCUCAAGAACAAAGGGCAGAAGAGAGGAAGCAACCAGAGAUGACUGAACAACAGAUUAAGGUAUUAAAGGAUGAUAUUCCCCAGCAUAUGAUGAAAGAAGAGAAGAAAUAUGUUGAGCAACUACAUCAAACAAAGGGUGCUGAUGGAGUAAUGAAAUCUAAUGUUGUAAUGAUUGGUGAACAAGAGCAACCACAACGAGGUAAGAUGAGUAGUGAACAAGGCCUCCCACAGGACCAGCAAGUUGACAUCACAAGCAAGAUGGUAUUCCUUUGUGAUGGAGAAGAUGGAGAAAAGUUGAAGACUCCACUUGGGAAAUGUUCCAUGCAUCCAUUGGAAGAGGAAAAGAUGGAAGCUUUAGAGCAUGAAGGGCAGCAGCGAAGGAAGCUUCAUCAAGGAGAAAGGGAUUUGUUUAUUGUCUGUGAUCUGCAAGCACAACAGCAGUCACAAUUGAGGACACAUAUUUACCAGAAGGCACAUAAGUUGCACACAGACUCAAUAUCAGCAUCUUGUGAAUCCAGGGAGUCAGGGCAGAUCCUUGUUAAGAAACUUAAGCUUUCUCCUCAAAGGCCUUCAGAACUUCCAGUAACUACAUCUGAGGGGUUUACUCAAAGCAAGCAGAAGCCAACUAAGAUUUAUACUAGGAGAGAGGUACAAAAUUCUCAGCUGAAAGUAAAAACUUACCUUGGUAUGUCCAAAAAUAUAGAAGAGCUUGAGAAAAAGCAAGAAGAGGAGUUACAGAAACCAGAAAAGCUUCUAGAAUUAGAAAGCAAGACCAAGGAAGCAAAAUUUGGUGGUGAGGAGGCAGCUGUAUCCCUAUCAAUCGAAGUGAAAGAUUCCAUGAAUGCACCCUUGGAUCUAGAGCAGCAUGGAAGGGAACACCAAAAGAGGCAGAUAAAGGUUUAUGUUCGGAGAAAUGUGAGCAAAUCCCAGCUAAAAGAACCAGAAAUUUCCAAUAUAUUUCCAUCAAAUUCAGAAUAGCUUGAAAAGAAAUAGCAAUUGGAGGUUGAAUCUCUCAUUGAACGCAAGCUAUCAGGGGGCUGCUGAAAACUUAAAAUUAACAGUAAAGAAAGGGGCACAUCCGUAUUAGCCUUCCUAGUGAGAGGGAAUUGAUGCUGUCUUGCUGGCUAAAUCUUUUAUAGUCUCAAGGUGAGCCUUUAUUUAUUUUGUUUUAGAGCUCUAUGCUUGCUUGCAGUUUACCUGAGUGUAUCUACAUUUUUUUUGACAGCAUUGAUAUGUUUGAUCAUAUACUGAUUCUUAGUGGAGCAGAUAAUUUCCAUGCUGUAUUAUUUCACAUUUAAGUGUCUUUGGUAUCUGCAACAGAUUACAAGAUUUCUCAUUAUCUUGCUUCACAGUUUUAGGACAUCCAAAAUUUGUGUUUUCCUUUCCCCUGUAGUGGUCUUAUCUCUAAAGCAUGCACUUAUAUGUUCAGCUAGCUUAACUGCUUACUGUUUUGGGGUUGAUAAGCUCAGCUGCGACAUUGAUGAUAGUGAGAAGCCAAAAUUCCCAGCCAUCAGGGAAUUGCAAGAAGAAAUUUAGAAUAGUGUUUGCAGAAAUUAUUACCUGAGGUUUCUUUAAAACUGAUGUUAUAUAAUGCUACAGGUCUCUGUUCAAGGAUCCCAUGCACUGGUGCACUUUUAUUGGCACUGGCUCUUCACUUGCGUCAUUCUCUACUGUCUUAAUAUUGUCAACCAUUCAAACUUAAAGGGAAAAGUUUGUUUUCCUUGUCCCCAUAUCUUUGGUCUUCUUAAUAUAACCAAAGGUUUGAAUUUAUUGA